Messenger RNA from Solea senegalensis (Senegalese sole), 716 nucleotides. RefSeq names its product histone H2B-like. The transcript has a single exon. Gene Ontology annotation, molecular function: protein heterodimerization activity; structural constituent of chromatin; DNA binding. Gene Ontology annotation, cellular component: nucleosome. Bases 32 to 406 code for a protein of 124 amino acids. The record is from RefSeq and is a predicted model, not a curated record. NCBI's taxonomy places the organism in Eukaryota, Metazoa, Chordata, Actinopteri, Pleuronectiformes, Soleidae.
UGCGACUCAUUGAUCAGUGUGAACUGUCAGGAUGCCUGAACCCGCCAAGUCCGCGCCCAAGAAGGGCUCCAAGAAAGCCGUGACUAAGACCGCCGGCAAAGGAGGCAAGAAGAGGAGAAAGAGCAGGAAGGAGAGCUACGCCAUCUACGUGUACAAGGUGCGCAAGCAGGUCCACCCCGACACUGGCAUCUCGUCCAAGGCCAUGGGCAUCAUGAACUCCUUCGUCAACGACAUCUUCGAGCGCAUCGCCGGUGAGGCGUCUCGCCUGGCUCACUACAACAAGCGCUCCACCAUCACCUCCAGGGAGAUUCAGACCGCUGUGCGUCUCCUGCUGCCCGGUGAGCUGGCCAAGCACGCCGUGUCCGAGGGAACCAAGGCCGUCACCAAGUACACCAGCUCCAAGUAAACACACUGCUCAGACUGGAACCACCUCAUCAACCCAACGGCUCUUUUAAGAGCCACACACUUUAUCUAACAGAGUUCAUAUGAUCUUUAUACACUUUGUUAAUAAGUUGCAUUAGUGUGUACACUGCAGUCUAAUGUGAUCUUUAUACGGAAUUAAUAUUUAUAUGACAGUCCUUAAGGUUAAUUCUACAAUCCACAUAUUGUAAAGAUGUAUUUAUUAACCCUUACCUCGAAGUACAAAUGGUACAUCAUUUGAGUCACAUACAUGAAAUACAAGUGACUUGAUUAAACAAGUUGUGUUGCAAAUGAAA